Messenger RNA from Prorocentrum cordatum, 2955 nucleotides. The record is from the annotation of a GenBank genome assembly. Lineage: Eukaryota; Dinophyceae; Prorocentrales; Prorocentraceae.
GAAGCUGCGGGCGGAGGAGAUCGGCACCGCCCUUGGCGCGCACGACGCGGUGGCGCUGCAGGGCGCGCAGCUCCGCUGGCGUGGAGGCCCUGGCGCUUCGAGGCGGGCGCUGCCGUUGCAUGACGCUCUGCAUUGGGGAUGGGGCCGCGGUGGGUGCACCGACAACACGCGCGGGGUCUCCAUCUUCUUCAAGAAGGGUUUAAAGGUGCUGGGGUUGUUGACGCCCCCCCCCGCGUUGCGGGGUCGUGGCGGGGGCGCCCGCCUUAUGCGGGGCGCGCUGAACAUCUUGGCGCUGGCUUUCUAUGUCCCUGUUCGGGGGGCGGUGGCGCAUCGGCAGGCGGCGGAGGCGCUCUUCACCUGGGCGCAGCGCUGCCUCAUGGUCAUCGGCCAGGUCGAGCCAGCGCUGGAGCACGAGAGCGGGGCGGCCUGGAGGCGGCUGUGCGAGGACUGGGGCCUGGCCUCGGCCAACACGUUCUACGAUGGCUACGCGUUCUCGGGCCCCGCUGGGGCCAGGCCCCGCCCUGGCGUGGUGGCUGUGCCCCGCGCGCUCCUCGAGUGCGUCGACGGGUGCCGCCCGCUCUACGCCGUGGGGAAUCGCUUGCAGGCUAUCCGAGCGCGUGGAAGCCGCGACCACAUACCGCUGGGCGCCGCGGUCUUUGCGCAGCCCGUCCACCCUGAACUUCUUCCACGGGCGGAGCGCGAGCGGUGGCACCUCGACGCUUGCGCGCAGGCCCUGCGGGAGCAGAAGGGCAAGCUGGGUUUCCUCACCGACCUCGGGGCCGUGCGCGAGUGCACGCAGCGCCCCCCCCUGGGCGAGGAGGGCGGCCCUGGCGCGGCCCGGGAGGAGAUGGCGGCGGCGGCGCGCACUGCGGGGCUUGGGCACUUUGGCUUCCAGGCGCGGGGCGUGAAGCAAAUGGAGGGGGCAACGGCGCAGCGGCGUUGCCUCCUGCUUGAGCGCGCCGCUGUCCGCCGUCGGCACGUCGCCGAGAGGGAGCUGUUCGGCUCGACGGAGGCGGAGAUCGAGCAGCGCGAGAGGGAGCGGCGGGAGGCCACGCGGGAGCUGCACGCCCUGCAGCGCUCGCAGCGGCGGCGGCUGCGGGCGGUGCGCUGCGAGGCCCUGGCUGAGGCCGAGCGGCGCGGCGACGCGGCAGCCGCGCGGCGGCUCGCCCACCUGCUGGGCGAGCGCGCGACGGGCGCGAGGAGGCGGGCGCACUCUACGCCGCGUCUGGAGCACACGGCGGCGUCGAGGAGGCAGCUGCUCAUGCGGGGGGGGUGCGAGGGCGGGCACUCGGCGACGGAGCUCGACGCGACGCCGUACUUCGCGCAGCUCCGCCCCGCGGUGACGCGGCGCCGUUCGGCGCUGGGCGCCCGGCGCGCGGCGGAGACGGACCUGGAGGAGCUCGAGGUCAGGGCCAGGAAGAAGACGCAGCCUCGGAGGGCGGCGCCACCGUGGUCCGCUCCUGCGCCGGCGUGGCGGAUGGCCUUGGCGCCUAUCGUCGAGGCGAGCGGGGGCGAGGGCAUGGGCUUCUGUGCGAAGGCGCCCACUAUGAAGGCGCUCAGGGCGGCGGACAUCGGCAGGACCAUUCAUGUCAUGUGCCCCGUCGGCAAGGCUCACGCGCCCAUGCCGGUGGCGCGUGCUGGGCGGCCUGACGCGUCUCCGAAAGAUUUCGGCUUUGCCCCGAGGCGCUCGAGGGACGGGGCUUUGGCGGUUCCCGGCGCGGACAUGGCGUCGGGCCUCCACGGCACGGCGCGCGGGGUGGACCUUCCUGUCGCGGCGCAGAGGGCCCGCAACUACCGCUGCGAGGCGGAGGCGGCCGAGGGCAUCUUGCGCAUGCGGGCUCGCCAGGGGGUGCUCGUUGGCGACCCGAUCGGCCCCCCCCUUCUUUCUCGAGGUCUUCUCCCCCGCGUCCACGGCCUGGGGCGCCCCGACGCGCAGCUGCUGGAGGUCAAGUCUGUGGUGACGGAUGUGGUCCUGGACCUGAGCCUCACGAAGUUUGCGGACGACCUCUGCAAGUGCUUCGUCUCCUGGUGCCACGAUGCGCUGAUCAAGAACCACAUCGCCUCGGACCUGCGGUCCAAUAAGCGGGCCUUCUUUGCUGGCAAGCUGGGAGUUCGUGGCAAUCGUGCCGCGGCGGCUCGGCACCUCGGCCCCGUGCUGCACUGCCAGGGGCGUUUGGCUCCCGAGGGCAAGGCGAGGAUCGCGGCCGCCAAUGAGGGUUUCGCGGACACGAGGCGCCUCUGGAAGUCGGAGGUCUCGGUCGAGCUGGUGCGCCAGGUCUUCCGCUCCAAGGUCUUGGGCGCGCUCCUCUCGGGCACGGCGUCCGUUGUGCCCGCGCAGUCCUUUCUGGCGGCGCUGGGGGGCGCGGCCGUGCGCCUUGGCCGUUCGGCCCUGGGCGCGAGGGCCUCGCGUGGGGGCAUGGUGGAUGACGUCUACCAGCGCGAGGCGCAGCCCGCCCAGGUGGUGCGCCAGCUCCUGCAGAUGGCGGACGUGGCGACGGAGCUGCGGGCGUUCAGGCUCGGCUUCCUUCGCGGCAUGUUCGCCCGCCCGAAGGGCCAUGAGAUGGAGCUCGCGGCCUUGUUCGGCCAGCUGCCCUUCGUGAUGCAGGACGUGCUGACGUCGGAUGGCCGCCUGGGCCCUGGCGCGUCGGCCCUGGACGUUCGCCUCGUGGGCGACUUGGAUCGGCUCUUGGUGGCUGCGGAGCGCGAGGAUCUGCGGAGUGCUCGGGGGCGGCGGCCUCUGCUUCUCCUGCGGGACUCCGAGCUGCGCUACGAGAUCCUCCAGCUGGACCCUCGGGCGCUGCGGGUGCGUGUCUGGGCGGCGCAGCAUCCCCCCGUGUCCGUGGCGGGGGCGGCUGCGCGGCGUCGAUGGUGGACGCUGCGCGGUGAUUCCCUUCGGCCUGAUCGGGGGCCCCCUGCCUUCAUCGACAUCGGGGACUCCGACUUCGUGCGCCAGGG